Molecule: messenger RNA, 960 nt
Organism: Penicillium macrosclerotiorum
Lineage: Eukaryota; Fungi; Ascomycota; Eurotiomycetes; Eurotiales; Aspergillaceae
Product: putative short-chain dehydrogenase/reductase family protein
Exons: 1
Coding region: 1-960 (319 amino acids)
Source: RefSeq, a predicted model, not a curated record
AUGGGCUGGUACUAUUCUCAAUUAUUUAUCCGCCCUCCUUACCCAGCCCAGUCCUUCGCGGGUCAAACAAUCAUUGUGACCGGAUCCAAUGUCGGAUUAGGGUACGAGGCCGCUCGUCACUUUGUCCGGCUCAAAGCGUCCAAGGUUAUCCUGGCUGUUCGCAACAUUCAAGCUGGGAAUGCGGCCAAGCGGUCAAUCGAGGCCAGCGAGGGGAGGCCAAACGUGUGUGAAGUAUGGGCGUUAGAUCUUGCAUCGUAUGCGUCGGUCAAGAGCUUCGGAGCUCAAGCUUCGAAGCUCGACCGACUAGAUGUGGUGGUAGAAAAUGCUGCGAUCGCGACCCCUUCCUUCCGAUUAGUGGAGAACCACGAGAGUCAUAUCACCGUCAACGUGAUCAGCACUGUACUCUUAGCUCUUCUACUGAUCCCGAAGCUACUACAGACCGGCAAAGCUUUCCCUACGGCGAAGCCCCAUCUGAGUAUUGUCACCAGCGAGGUACAUGGCUGGACCAGCUUUGCCGAGUCGCGAACAAAGAAUAUCUUCGCCGCCCUAGAUGAUCCCGCCCAGACCAACAUGGCCGAACGCUACGGCACUUCGAAGUUGUUGGAAGUGCUGGUGGUGCGGGAGCUGGCGCCUCGUCUGGCUCAAUCCGGACUGAUCCUCAACAUGCUGAAUCCAGGGCUGUGCCACUCAGCUCUGGCUCGGGACUCAGGCUGGGAUCUGUGGUUCCUGAAGCUCGUGUUCGCUCGGUCUACAGAGGUGGGCAGCCGAAGUCUGGUGGCGGCUGCUGCUGAUGGGCCAGAGAGUCACGGAGGGUACCUGUCGGACGGUAAAUUGGCCAAUGAAGCGCUGUCUCCAUUCGUGAUCAGUGCUGAAGGAUUUCAGGUGCAGAAAAGGGUAUGGGAGGAAUUGGGCGCAAUUCUAGAGGAGAUCCACCCUGGAGUGCUUCGAGUGGUGGAGUGA